This is a messenger RNA of Zymoseptoria tritici IPO323, 1017 nucleotides long. RefSeq lists its product as uncharacterized. Bases 199 to 1017 code for a protein of 272 amino acids. Gene Ontology annotation, cellular component: membrane; cytoplasm. The transcript is spliced from 5 exons. Lineage: Eukaryota; Fungi; Ascomycota; Dothideomycetes; Mycosphaerellales; Mycosphaerellaceae. The record is from RefSeq and is a predicted model, not a curated record.
CUGAAUAUUCUACAAUAUUGUCUUUCCUCGUAAGAGCAUCGUCGUUCACACAAGGUCUACGUAUACCUGUUCUCUCCCACCACUCGCCUCUGCGUGUCACCAACGCGCCUCUUCCGUCCGCGCCCGGCGGUCUUACGAUCCCGAACGUCACCACCUCCCUCGACGGGCUACGAAGCGGCGGCGCGCAAAAGAGCAGACAUGGGAAUCAACGACAGUCGGAAGCGCUUGAUGAGGCAGUUGAACAGCAGAUACAUCUAUGGGCGAUAUCCUCUGCUCCACGCUAUUGUCGCGCUGAUUCAGAUCACCAUGGUCUCGAUUUUGGUGCGCAAGUUUAAUGCCUACUAUACGAAUCGACCUGUGCUCACGACGAUGAUCACGAACGCUGUCCUCGGUGGAAUCGCAGACACAGUCGCCCAAACCCUCACAGCGAUACGAGCACGACAACGGCAAAAGGCGCUCAACCCCGACAGCAGCUCAAAGGACGACUUCUUCUCAGUGGAGAUUCAAGAUUUGGAUAAGAAAGUACCGUGGCCGGAAGAUGACUACAUGCUACCCGCAUCGAAGCGAGGACCGCCGCCGUUCGACUUUGAAAGACUGACGAGGUUUAUGGCGUAUGGUUUCAUGAUGGCGCCGGUGCAGCAUAAGUGGUUUGGGUUCUUGUCGAGGAUAUUUCCGAUUGAGGCGGGCAAGGGUGGGACUGGGAAUGCGUUCAGAAGAGUUGCGUUCGAUCAGUUCCUGUUCGCGCCUGUUGGUCUCGCGGUGUUCUUUACCUUCAUGACUGUUGCUGAAGGCGGUGGAAAGAGAGCGGUCAUGAAGAAGUUCCAGGACGUGUACCUGCCUUCGCUGAAGGCCAACUUUAUCGUCUGGCCGCUGGUUCAAGUGCUCAACUUCCGAGUCAUUCCGAUUCAAUUCCAGAUUCCCUUUGUUUCCACGAUCGGUAUCUUUUGGACUGCGUACUUGAGCAUGUCCAACUCUUCAGACGAGCCUGUUGCUACACCGGGUGCGUCGCCGGCAUAG